AUGUGGGUUGUUCUGGUCUUGCUGCUCGCCUUCUCCGGGAGUUCUCUGUCUCAAGACAAACUAAAUAUGUGUAUGGAUGCCAAACACCAUAAAGUAAAACCUGGCCCAGAGGGAAAGCUUUACCUUCAGUGUAAGCCAUGGCGUCACAAUGCAUGUUGCACAGCAAAUACCACUGCUGAAGCCCAUGAAGAUAACUCCUAUCUGUACAACUUCAACUGGAACCACUGUGGUGCGAUGAGUUCCAAGUGCAAGAGGCAUUUCAUCCAAGACACUUGCUUCUAUGAAUGCUCGCCACACUUAGGGCCUUGGAUACAAGCGGUGGAUCAAACCUGGCGCAAGGAGCGAAUCUUGAAUGUACCUCUGUGUAUGGAGGACUGCCAUGAGUGGUGGGAGGACUGCAAAAAUGAUGUGACAUGUAAGACGAACUGGCACAAGGGAUGGGACUGGAGCUCAGGUAGUAACCAAUGCCCCGAAGGCAGCAAGUGCAGAAAGUGGACUGAUGUCUACCCAACGCCCAAAUCCAUGUGUGAAGAAAUUUGGUCAAACUCCUACCUUUAUACGAGGCACACCAAAACAUCAGGGCGGUGCAUGCAGCUCUGGUUCACUGGACCAAACCCCAACACAAAGGUCGCUGAGUAUUACAUCAACAAUGCUCAGCAACCUCAUAGUUUUUCAUUCGCAUGGCUUCUCUUCCUGGCUACAUCAUUUAUUUCUACACUGUUCUAAGAAGGAGAGUACAUUUUCCUUGCCUGUACCGCUUGGUUCUAGAUCAAUCAAUAAAAUUGAUUUCAACUAC
Hippocampus zosterae (dwarf seahorse) is the source of this 796-nucleotide messenger RNA. RefSeq names its product folate receptor (gene folr). NCBI's taxonomy places the organism in Eukaryota, Metazoa, Chordata, Actinopteri, Syngnathiformes, Syngnathidae. Gene Ontology annotation, cellular component: external side of plasma membrane. The transcript has 4 exons. The record is from RefSeq and is a predicted model, not a curated record. Bases 1 to 726 code for a protein of 241 amino acids. Gene Ontology annotation, molecular function: signaling receptor activity.